GGAACUUCAAACUUCAAGCUGACAUAAUAGAUUAAGGAUAAUACUAGGUACCUCCCAGAUAUGUACAAUGUAUUACAUACCUACCCAGGUAGGUACGCCAGCCGCAUCACAUAUGAAAGUUUUCAUUUAAUAUUUCUUUUUAAUUGCUACUCCUGACCUUUUCAUUAUCGUAUCUUGAUGACUCAUUUAUCUACCUAGGCAUCUACCUCGUACUAUCAUAUGAUCCAAUGCCCGCCCAGAAGAGAAUGCUAUCAUUUCUUCCGUAUAUUCCAGUGUGAGAUUACGUGUGGCAUCCACUUGUAUAUAUGCCUAGACAUUAUCAUGAUACGGCGGGCUCCACUAAGUCCGAGCGACCCAGUCUGGUUGAUCCCGCCGACCUGUUCCCCGGCCCGAGUCGGCGGACGUAUCCAUUUGUCAGCCGCAAUUUGUCAGCCGCAAUAAAAUAGGCAUAAUCAAGCUGAGUAUACAGGAGUCGUUAGCAAGCAUGUUGCCUAUCCAAGUGCCUACCUCUUAAGCACAUAAUAAGGAGGCAGGCAGGUUUGUAUAUAGGUAUGUAUACAUACACCACCAAGAAAAUCGGAAAUGCCUAUAUAUCUCCUCAUUGGUAUAACACAAUUCAAUAACAUUCGAAGUCUCUAUACUAUAUUCUUUUAACCUCAAAAUGUCAAAGAUCCUCGCCGUUUUUGGCGCUACCGGCCAGCAAGGUAGCUCCGUUGUCAACUACGUCCUAAACGACCCGGAGCUCUCCAAGGUAUACAAGAUACGCGCCAUAACCCGCGAUGUUGACUCGCAAAAGGUCCAGAAACUAAAGGGGAAAGCCGAAAUUGUCUACGGUGACGUGCACGACCGAGCCUCUCUUGAGACAGCUUUGACUGGUGUUCACACCGUCUUCGCCAUGACUGUACCAUCGUGGGGCCCGGGUGCCGUGGAGGCGGAGUACAACAGCGGCAAGACGAUUGCCGACGUGGCCGUCGAAAAAGGCAUCAAGUACAUCAUUUUCAGCACUUUGCCAUCUGUCACGGAGAUAUCCGGCGGCAAGUUCACCAGCAUGACCCCCUUUGACGCCAAGGCCAAGAUCGAGAAGUAUAUCCGUAGUCUCCCCGUCAAGAGCGCCUUCUACGCCCCGGGAGGUUUCAUGGAAAACUUCCAGGCCAUGCCCUUCAUGACUCCGCAGAAGACAGCCGACGGCACCUGGGCCAUCACGCGCCACAUCUCCCCGAAGACCAAGAUCCCGCUCGUCGACGCCAUUGGGGACACGGGCAAGUUCAUCGGCGCCAUCCUGGCCGCGCCCGACAAGUACGCGGGCAAGACGUUCUACGCGGGCAUCAUGUACAGCCAGGAGGAGAUCGCCUCGGCCAUCGCCAAGGCCACGGGGAAGACGGUGGUGUACAAGCAGGUGUCGCCCGAGGAGCUGAGAAAGACGCUCCCAGCAGUGAUGGCGGACAACUUCCUCGAGGCGUUCGGCUUCCAGGAGGAGUUCGGCGGCUUCGGUCCCGAGUCCGAGGAGAAGGCUGCCUGGAGCACGGCGAAUGCCCGAGGCAGACUUACCACGCUGGAGGAGUAUCUAGAGGCCCACCCUCCGCAGCUCACGUGAAAAAUGUUUAUUGGGAUGGGGUAUUUCAGGGGUCAGAUCAAGUUUUUGAGGCGAGGGAAAGGGGUGGAAGUUCUGGCUGAUACAUAUGUACAGGAGCCAAGAAGAGUAAAUACAUGUAGACAUCUCCUUUCUGGUUGUAUGAUGUAAGAUUAAGGGUGUUUCUUGUAUAUUAUGUAGCUUGACGAUACAAUAUACCUACAUCCUGUUUAGGUAGGAUAGCCUAGAAAUCAUUUAUCAAGAGGCUGAAAAAAAUAUCACGCACGAACUUCCAAGGUCAGGUUAGAUUUUUGGCUGAUCACUUGUCCUCAGGUGAGGCGGUUUCGUGGGUCUCAUCGUGUAACCCGUGGCUUCGGUUCCGUGCGUGCGUGCGUGGGCUGGCUGGCUGCUGGGAGGGACGCUGACGCCAUGUACCUACUUCAGAUGAAAAGCCAAUGCAGCCCGGCAUGCAAGGGGCUGACGCGUUCGUUCAGGCCUGGGUCAAGUAUGUAGAUAAUCAAGCAAGUGGGUAGGUAGGUAGGUAGGUAGGUAGGUAGGUACAAUACCCGUUUCUGCCUCAGUGUAUUCAUCUUUUUUCCCUGUUACCUAUUUCUUACCUGCACGCAGCGCGAUAGGUACC
This is a messenger RNA of Hypoxylon fragiforme, 2210 nucleotides long. RefSeq lists its product as uncharacterized. Lineage: Eukaryota; Fungi; Ascomycota; Sordariomycetes; Xylariales; Hypoxylaceae. The record is from RefSeq and is a predicted model, not a curated record. Bases 662 to 1594 code for a protein of 310 amino acids. The transcript has a single exon.